Podospora bellae-mahoneyi is the source of this 4941-nucleotide messenger RNA. RefSeq lists its product as uncharacterized. Bases 1 to 4941 code for a protein of 1646 amino acids. Gene Ontology annotation, molecular function: protein binding. Gene Ontology annotation, cellular component: T-tubule. NCBI's taxonomy places the organism in Eukaryota, Fungi, Ascomycota, Sordariomycetes, Sordariales, Podosporaceae. The record is from RefSeq and is a predicted model, not a curated record. Gene Ontology annotation, biological process: protein localization to T-tubule; regulation of cardiac muscle contraction. The transcript has 2 exons.
AUGGGUUCGCCACCCCAUCGCAGUCUCUACGAUGAGGCUUUUGACCGGUUCAAAAAGUUGAAGCACGAGCGUUAUACCGAUCCAAAGGAGGUGGCCGUCCUCAAUGAGUUCCUGCGUGAAUAUGCCGGACCAGAAGACGCCAAGGAAGCCGCCCAGCAGUUGCAAGCAGCUACUGGCAAGAAGUAUGGCAAUAAGAAGCUGGCCGAUGUGGAAAUUCCAGAAUCGUGGAUCACCAAUAUCAUGGAGAACAUCGAGAACUUCAUCACGGCCGGAGACUACCUGACGGAAGGGGCUCCAGAAAGCGUCGGGCUGGCCUGGUACGCCGUCAAGCUAACCCUGACAGCCAUCCACAGCAACUACGAGCUUUACAAGUUUUUUGGCACGGCCCUCAGCGAUAUCAGUGAGAUUAUGAUCAUCGUUCGUCAUUACGACCGACUCUACGAUGAACGCGGCAAAAAGCCCGACUGGAAGCCCAGUCCGCUGGUGGAGAAGCUGUUCCAGGAUGUGACGGAAACCUACGUGGCCGUCCUCGACUUUUCGUUUGCUGUGAAGCGUCAUAUCACGGCUGGGUCGUUUGCUCGGCUCAAGCAUGGCCUCAAAGACUUUUUCGGGGCUAACAAGCGCGAGACAAUUGCUAUCCUCAAAAAGAAAAUCCUCGAGGGCAGCCAGGGUGCCUUCCAAGACAAGACUCUUACCCAGCUCCAGGGUGUGUCGUCAGUUGUGGCCGAUAUUGCCAGCUCUAUCAAGCAGUUCGAGACCUUCCACCACAAGAUUGACAUGAUUACCCAGAAAAUGGACGAGCUGGCCAGCAAUACCAAGCGCAAGUCUCCGUGGGACUUUGCCCUGGAAGACUACAAGGCAUACCAGGAAGCGCUGCAACCGCUAGAAGGGUGUCGGAGAGUUUUGGGUGACACCAUUGAUGCGCUUGUUGCGAUGCCUGAAGGCACUUGCAGCUGGGUCUUCGAGGAGCUGGACUAUGAGACGUGGGAGCAGUCGGACGAGUGUGAGAUGUUGUGCAUUACGGGCGAAGAAGGAACUGGAAAAUCCUAUGUCAUGGCGUCCAUUGUCAGACAGUUCCUCCCAGGCCAGGGUGAUGAUGACGAGGACGAGGAGGAUGCAUGGAACCCGGAUACCGCCUACCUUUACGUCACCUGCAAUCCUGACGCCAAGGAAGGCAAAGAUCAAGUCAUCACAGCUGAGACGGUUCUGCACACACUGCUUUCUCAGCUCUAUGAGUUGGCCCUGGAGACAAAGAACGCGAGUCUUCUGGAGAGCUGCACUGCAGUGUUCAAGGCCGCAAAAGCAAACUUGCAAAAUGCCCAGCCCCACGAGAGAGAGCGCCUGUCCGAGUUUCCGCAGUUCGUUGGAGGGUUUUGCAAGCUGGUCCGUCUUUUGCAAAGAGAUGUGGUCGUGGUGGUUGAUGGAAUCAGCAAGUCGACCCUCGAGGGUCAACACCAGCGAACGCUCCUUCGGGAACUUCGUUCUCUUCGGGGCCAAGUCGACGAAUUGGUCAAGAAUCACAUUCUCAUUCUUGUUGGGUGCAGCUCUCCCACAACGUUUCAGAACGACUAUCAGCAUGACGAGGAGUUUCCCAACCAGUUGAUCAUUGAUGUUGGCGAAGGCAAUGGGAAAGAUCUUCGAGCGUUCCUGGCGAAUGAACUCGACAACAUCCCAGGCCUCACCUCCAAGGAACGCGAGGAGGCUACGGUUGCUAUCCUGGACAAGGCGCAGUCCAAGUUCUCGUAUCUUGUCAAGACUGCCAUCCCGUUUAUGAAGGAACCAUUCCAGCGACCGCUCUCUAAACGGCUUCUGGAGCUCCCGGGUGGUCUGGGGGAUGUGUAUUCCAAGGCCCUACGCAACCUAAAGCCCAACUACAUCGGUCUUCUCAAGACUGCCCUCACGUGGGUUGUGCUCGCCAAAGACAACCAAAUCUCAGCACGAGAAGUCAUGGACGACUUUCAGGGUACUUACACCAACCCCGUGGGUGAUAUCUCCAGCGACAACACAGAGGAUGACCUCGCCUUUGAGCACAUUUCAAGUCUGGAAAGGGAACAGCUCCUGCAGGCAGUGGAAGGCAUUCUGAAACUCAGCUCUGUCGAGGGCAGGUUCAUGGUUCAUGCGCCCAUCGGAGAGCUUGACGAUAUCGAGGAUUUCUUUUUCAGCUCUAACGGGGCGACUGCUGAAGCGGAUAACGAACUGGAAGCCACCGAACUCUGCGCAAAGUGCAAAACGAGUGAUGCCAUGCACAAGGCUCUGAAGAUCGACGCUCGCGAAGGGCAUUUGCAGCUGGCUCUGGCUUGUCUGCGACAUCUCAACCACCCUCUGUUCCAGAAACACGCUGGCUUGUCAAGCAUUCCGGAGUCCAAGGUUCCAGAUUUUCAAAUGGAGGCUCUGCCCCCACAACAUAUGCUGACUGAGAAAAUGGUGCUGCCGUUGGAGAAUUCCGAUGACGAGGAAGAUGUUGUUGAUCCCAGUCUCUUCGAUCGUGAGCAUUUCAACUCCUGGGAAGACGAAGAAGACAGCGACUCAUCUUCUGAGACGGAACCUACGCACCACUUGAGAUACGAGCUUCUCAACUGGGCAUACCAUGUUCGCAAGGCUGAGGAGCUGUUUUCACCGGAGGAGAGGACUGACAGCAGCCUGUGGUCCCAGCUGAUGACAGAACUCGACGCCUUUUCGUCCAAAACUGAUCUCUUUUUUGCUUGGCAAACGAGCCAGCCGACCUCGAAUCCGCCAGAGGAACGCAAGUACACUCUUGCCAGCGGCUCUCACAAGCCGCUGCAUGUUGCUGCCUAUCUUGGGCUGACAAGCUGGGCCGAGCGUUUACUUGAGGCUGGUGCCGAUGUCAACGAAGUCUGCAAUGGUUUCACCCCAGUCCAGGUGGCAGCUUCAGUUGGGAAUAGGUUGGAGAUGAUGGAACUUCUGCUCGAGAAGGGCGCAGACCCAAAUUCGAAAUCCAAAUGGGGGUUCAACGCUUUUCACUACUGGAUCAGAAAUGACCAGCAGCUUGAGGGCGUCCAGUUGUUGCUUCAACAUGGCGCUGAUGCUCGCAUCAGGAACGAACCCUACGGCUGGACACCGCUACAUCUGUUUGCCCGAGAGGGAGCAGACCCAGCAGUGCUGGCUGCCCUGUUGGAGCAUGGCGCAGAGAUUGACGCCCCUGAAGGAGUGCUAAAACUCACCGCGUUCCACAUUCUGCUUGCUUUCAGGACUGCAGCACCCGAAGAUCUUUUGCUUGCUUUCAUUAGACACAAGGCUGACAUCAACGCCGAGAACCUUACCUCGGCCCGUCCUCUGCAGAUGCUCGCAACGCAGGGUCAGGUUAAGAACAUGGAGAUUCUUCUACGUGAGGGUGUUGUCGAGAUCGAUGACACGGAUAUUCAAGGGACAACUGCUUUGCAAGAAGCCAUUGCCAGCUUGCAUAUUGAUGCCGCCCGCUUACUGCUUGAGCAUGGUGCUGAUCCCGAAUUUACCGACACGCUCAAGAGGACUUCUUUGCAUCUGGCGUGCCGAAGAGGAGCAACAGAUAUUGCCAAACUGCUUGUUGAGCAUGGCUGUGACGUGAACAUCGUCGACGUCCAUGGCUGGACACCUUUUUUCAUUGCCCUUCUGGGGAAACUAGAAGGGAGCCACAAGACUGCGUCCCUGAUUCUCGACGCGCUUGUGCAGCGUGACAUUCCCCUUGCGGACAUCAACAAGGCUGGACGUAGCGGCAGAACUGCCCUUCGACAAGCGGCAUCUCGCGGGUUUGAUGACAUUGUGUCAAAGAUGAUUCAGGUAUCCAUUGAGCGCGACGACGCUGCCGCUCUUGCCAUCGACGUCAAGGACGAAAAGAAGGGAAUGACGGCUCUGCACCGUGCUGCCCUGGGAGGCCACGUCGAGUGCGUCCGCUUGCUGUUGGAGGCAAAAGCGGACGCCUCUAUCAAGGACACCUCCUCUCGAACUGCUCUCGUGUUGGCUUACGAACAGUGGGCAGUAGUCCACACUCCCGCCUUCGAGGACACGAUCGCCCUCCUCAUCUCGGCCGAUCCCACCGCCGCGAUUCAAGACUCCUCCUUGAUCGCGACCUGUGCCGCCAACGGAAGCGUCAAGCUCCUCAAGCAACUCUGGUCCCUCAACGCAGACUUUAGCCGCCCAGACCAAUUCGGCUGGCGGCCCAUCGAGCUGGUGCGCAAUUCGGGAAGCGAGGAAGCGGAAGAGUUUCUCCAGGAGCAGAACACCUGGGUGAAGAACCUGCCAUUUCGGUGGUCGACCUCUUUACCUGGCGCCACUGCCAUCGGCGCCAAGAGCGUAGGAGAGGAUGGUAUUACGAUACGACACCUCUCCGCGAAGGAGGUGUCCGUUUCGGCCGACAAGCCCCUUCCUCCGGGGUUGGAUCGUUACUAUUACGAGAUCACCAUCAAGGACACUCCUUCUCUCCCAGAGUCGGAAACUCUGCUUUGGCACAAGGCUAGGCCACCGAAGCCACUGGUGGCACUUGGAUUCAGUUCUGUCGGGGCGGCGGGUGUGAAGUUCCCUGGUGAGACCGUCAUGGAGAGUGACGUCAACCCGAACGCCAAGUCGUGGGCUUACAACUCGCGGGCUGGGGAGAUUUAUGCUUCUGAUGGGUCGGGGACGAAUUUUAUUGGGAUGGCUUAUGGGGAGGUGGGUGAUGUGAUUGGUGUUGGGGUUGAUUUGGCCCAGAGGGAGAUGUGGGCUACGAAGAACGGGGUCAAAGUGGGUGUGUAUGAUGAUGAGGAUGGAGACGUGUCGGGGAGGUUGUUUCCUAUUGUUGGGUUUGGGGGGUUUGUGCAGUUUGAGGUUAACUUUGGAGGGCCUGGGAGGGAGUUUGUUUGGAAGGGCGAGCAGGAGGAGGAAGAGGAGGAGGAGGGCAGUCAAGGGGAUGAUGAGGGAGAAGAUAGAAUCGAUGGGGAUGACGGUGACGAGAAAGAGGAAGAGUAG